Messenger RNA from Lactuca saligna, 939 nucleotides. Lineage: Eukaryota; Viridiplantae; Streptophyta; Magnoliopsida; Asterales; Asteraceae. The record is from the annotation of a GenBank genome assembly.
AUGAACAUGGUUUUAGAACAUAUCAGGCAACUCAUUUCAUUGUCCCUAAUCCCAUAUGUAGAACAGAGAAAUUCUUUGUUGUUGUUGCAUCUGGAAGGAUCCGGUUUUGUGCGUGAGGUAUCACAAGCUCCAUCUGAUGUGUGGGUGGUUGUUAUUCUAUACAAAGAUGGGUUCAAAAGGUUGACUGGUAGAAGUGAUGUGGCAGUUUCACCUCGUGACUAUAAGUUUUAUGCCCCAAGACAUAAGCUGCAAGCACAGGCUGCUGGUGUAGCAUACUCGCAUCCAAUGACUAAUCUUACGAGUCGAAUGGCCGUUUUUGGACCAAACAUGAUGUUUACGGAUCUAAGAUGUUCUCCAUCAUGUACGCGUGCUGGAGUACAUGGUACAGUGUCCAUCUGUCCUCCAGAUUGCUUUGAGUACAAAGGAACACUUGAUGAAGGAUUUGGAAGAUUAUGGCGAGGCACCAAUGCUGGCCUUGCAUUGGCUAUACUAACUGUGGGAAUCUAUUUGCCUUGCUAUGACAUCUUCCGGAAUUGGUUUGAAGAGUUUGCAGCUGAAAAUGCUCCAAGCAUGACACCGUAUGCCCCUUUGCUGCUUUUAUCUUUUGUACCCACCCGUGGAAGACACUCAUGUGGACUUGUCGCUUGCUCCAGAAGCCCCUUCAAAAUCGUCGAUCGUCCCGCUAGCUCCGCUGUCGGAAAUCCAGCUGUGCUUGUUCAAAUGCUUUCAUAUGAAAUUGCAAAACUUUUCCCAUCCCUGUUUGGGCAACCAUCAGCAAUAUUGGUGCCAGGGUUGAUGAAAGCGAAUAGCUCUCGAGUUAGAAGUGGAAAAGAAAGCUCAAGCCGAAAGAGAUAAGAUGCUGAAAAUGCAAGUGUUGUAUUCUUCACUUUAAUUGUUAGUAUGAAACAUAGAGUAGAUUAGAUGAAUUCAAAUUUAUAU